AUGGGGAAGAUCACCUUCUACGAGGACCGCAGCUUCCAGGGCCGCUGCUAUGAGUGCAGCAGCGACUGCCCCAACUUGCAGACCUAUUUCAGCCGCUGCAACUCCAUCAGAGUGGACAGUGGCUGCCGGGUGCUCCAUUAGCGCCCCAACUACCAAGGCCACCAGUACUUCCUGCGGCGCGGGGACUACCCUGACUACCAGCAGUGGAUGGGCUUCAGCGACUCCAUCCGCUCCUGCCGCCUCAUUCCCCACACUGGUUCCCACAGGAUGCGGCUGUAUGAGAGAGAAGACCAUAAAGGCCUCAUGAUGGAGCUGAAUGAAGAUUGUGCCUGCAUCCAGGACCGCUUCCACCUCAGUGAGGUGCGCUCCCUGCACGUGCUGGAAGGCUGCUGGGUCCUCUAUGAGAUGCCCAACUACAGAGGCCGGCAGUACCUGCUCAGGCCUCAGGAGUACCGGCGCUACCACGACUGGGGUGCUGUAGACGCUAAGGCAGGCUCUUUGCGAAGGGUGGUAGAUUUAUACUAA
Molecule: messenger RNA, 525 nt
Organism: Cricetulus griseus (Chinese hamster)
Lineage: Eukaryota; Metazoa; Chordata; Mammalia; Rodentia; Cricetidae
Source: RefSeq, a predicted model, not a curated record